Messenger RNA from Malaclemys terrapin pileata, 1537 nucleotides. RefSeq names its product zinc finger protein RFP-like. Gene Ontology annotation, molecular function: protein binding; zinc ion binding. NCBI's taxonomy places the organism in Eukaryota, Metazoa, Chordata, Testudines, Emydidae. The record is from RefSeq and is a predicted model, not a curated record.
AUGAAACUAACCCUGUUCCACUGUCCAGAGGGAGCCCUGGCUGCAGAGAACCCAGUGGAAAGUCUCCAGGAGGAAGCUACAUGUCCCGUCUGUCUGGAGUAUUUCACAGAACCUGUCACUCUGGAGUGUGGGCACAAUUUCUGCCGAGCCUGCAUCAGCCAGUGCUGGGAGGGAUCUGAUACAGCCGCCUCCUGCCCACAGUGCAGAGAAACUGUGCAACAGAGAAACCUCAGGCCCAACAGGCAACUGGCAAAUGUCCUAGUAAUCGCCAAGCGGCUGAGUUUACAAGCAGCAAAGGGAGCAGAAGGGGGCAGGGUGUGUGGGGAACACCUGGAGGCUCUGAAACUGUUCUGUGAAGAGGAUCAAACUCCCAUCUGUGUGAUCUGCAGAGAGUCCCGGGCUCACCGCACUCACACAGUGGUUCCCAUACAGGAAGCCACCCAGGAGUACAAGGAAAAAAUACAAGUCCAUUUGAAGACUCUGAGGUGUAGGUGCCUAUUGUUCUUCGCCUGCUGGGACAUGGAGAAACAGACAGAAAACAAGAGGCAGAAGAUUGUGUCUGAAUUUCAGCUACUGCGGCAGUUCCUGGAGGAACAAGAGCGACUCCUGCUGGCCCAGCUGGAGAAGCUGGAUGGCAAGUGUGAAGAUGAAAAUAUCACCAAACUCUCCGAGCAGAUUUCCUGUCUCAGUGAGCUGAUCAGUGAGCUGGAGGGGAAGUGUCAGAAGCCAGCAAGUGAAUUCCUGCAGGAUGUCAGAAGCACCUUGAGUAGGUGUGAGAAGGAGAAGUUCCAGCAGCCAGAGGAGAUUUCUCCUGAACUGGAAAGGCAAGUCAGUGGUUUCUCCCAGAAAACUAUUGUGCUAUUGGAGACUCUGAGGAAGUUCAAAGACACUGUGCCGUCUGCAAUGGAAACACAAAUUGGGGAAUCUCUAGGAGCACACAGACAGGUGAAUGUGACUCUGGAUCCAGACACGGCUCAUCCCAACCUCGUCCUGUCUGAGGAUGGGAAAAGUGUGAGAUGGAGAGGUAGACGGCAGGAUCUGCCCAACAACCCUGAGAGAUUUGACACUGCGCUGUGUGUGCUGGACUGUGAGGGGUUCACUUCGGGGAGACAUUGCUGGGAGGUGGAAGUGGGAGAUGGGCGAUUCUGGGCUGUGGGGGUGGCCAGAGAGUCUGUGAGCAGGAAGGGAGGGAUCAGACGGAGCCCUAAGCAGGGGAUCUGGGCUGUCGAGCGGGGGGAGGGUCAGUUCCUGGCUGUCACCUCCCCUGCGACCCCCCUACCCCUGAGCCGGGUCCCCAGCAGGAUCCGGGUUUGUCUGGACUGUGACCGGGGGCAGGUGACAUUUAUCAAUGCUGGUGACGAGGCCCCGAUCUUCACUUUCCCGCCGGGCUCCGUCCCUGGGGAGAGAAUCCGACCCUGGCUCUGGGUGGUGUGGCUGGGAUCCCGGCUCAGACUCUGUCCCUGAGACACACAACGGAGGGGGGGACCAGCAAUCAGCGGGCAUGCGGAAGCCCUGGCCAUGCCGGACGAGCGCGCCC